Ooceraea biroi (clonal raider ant) is the source of this 5981-nucleotide messenger RNA. It is a transcript of the gene clu, whose product is annotated as clustered mitochondria protein homolog. Gene Ontology annotation, molecular function: mRNA binding; protein binding. Gene Ontology annotation, biological process: intracellular distribution of mitochondria; organelle organization. NCBI's taxonomy places the organism in Eukaryota, Metazoa, Arthropoda, Insecta, Hymenoptera, Formicidae. Gene Ontology annotation, cellular component: cytoplasm. The record is from RefSeq and is a predicted model, not a curated record.
AAAUUUUCAUUUUUCAUUUUCCAUCCUAGGGGAAAAGUUACGUGAUAGAUGCCCAGACCUGGUGCACCAAGGUACUAGAGAGCGGCCGAGUGCGGACCCCGGCCGCCAAGCGAUAACGGGCCAAUUGCAGCUCGCCGUCGGCUCGUCGCGAUGGACCAAUUGCGAUCGCGCCGCAGGCCUUGUACUCCGUUCGAAACGCACGUGCGGAUCGCGGAACCGCGCGCACUCGAGUAGCGCGUCGCCUCGUGAUAGAGUCGGAUGUGGUCGUUCUUCGCCUUGACACCGGACGAACAGUCUUCAGGGGUGUGCUCGUGCGUGCUGUGAAUCGAAUUGGGACAAAGUCAUCGAGAAAGCGAUCGUGGCACUCGAGUUUCGCGCGGAAAAGAGUCGAGGGAAACUACAGCCCGCACGAGUCGUUAUCGUCGUCGUCGUCGUCGUCCCCGUUGCCCUUUUCAUCGUCAUCUACGAGGAAAUGGCAGUCGGCACGCAGAUCGACACGUCCGAGCGAGAGACCGGCAACGCGAAGAUCCCGUUGCUGAACAGCGGUCAGGAGCACGAGGCCACGGAAACGACCGAAAUAAAACAGAAGGCGGCGGAGGGCGGAAGUACGAGCACAGCAACGGAGAACGUCCUGGAAAAGGGAGAAGUUGAGGCGACGAAGGAAGGAGAGAAGGAGAAGGAUAAAGAUAACAAGAAUGAGAAGGAAACAGAUGCCGCUGACAAGGAAAAAGAUGCUGCGAACGAGCAAGAGGUCGUCUUUAUUCAGGAUAUGGGUUUCACUGUUAAGAUUGUCAGUCCGGGAUCCGAACCUUUCGAUAUCCAAGUUUCCAGCAUGGAACUUGUGCAGGAAAUCCAUCAAUUACUCAUGGACCGCGAGGACACGUGCCAUCGCACGUGCUUCUCUCUACAGCUAGAUGGUAAUACGCUGGACAAUUUCGCGGAGCUGAAGAACAUUGAGGGUUUAAAAGAUGGCUCGAUCAUCAAAGUAGUGGAGGAACCAUACACAAUGCGGGAGGCGCGUAUACAUGUGCGACACGUGCGCGACCUGCUGAAAUCUGUAGAUCCCGCGGAUGCUUACAACGGCGUCGAAUGUAGCAGUCUGUCGUUUCUUAAUGUCUUCACGAACGGUGACAUCCUGGAGAAGAAGAAGACCCGAGCAGACUCGGUCGAUUGCACCCCGCCCGAUUAUAUUAUACCCGGUAGCAAGGAUAGGCCCCUGCUGCCUCUGCAGCCGCAAGCGAAGGAGCAGAAGUGCCCACCAUGUCUUAAAGUCUUAACAACGUCAGGCUGGAAUCCACCGCCCGGUCACAGGAAGCUCCACGGCGAUUUAAUAUACUUGCACGUGGUCACGCUGGAGGAUAAGCAAUAUUAUCUGACCGCUUGCGCCAGAGGCUUCUUCGUUAACCAGUCAACCAAAGAGGUGUUUAAUCCGAAACCGGCCACUCCCAGCCAUUUGUGCCACAGCUUGAUCGAGCUACUGAAUCAGCUCAGUCCGGCGUUCAAGCGCGGGUUCGCCGCGAUGCAAAGGCGUAGAACUCAGAGGCAUCCGUUCGAACGAGUCGCCACACCGUAUCAGCUCUAUGCGUGGAGCGCACCGCAAAUCGAGCAUACGAUCGACGCGAUUCGCGCGGAGGACACUUUCUCCUCGAAGUUGGGAUACGAGGAACACAUCCCCGGCCAAACUCGCGACUGGAACGAGGAGUUGCAGACGACGAGGGAAUUACCGCGCAAGAAUCUGCCCGAGAGACUCCUGCGGGAGCGUGCGAUCUUCAAGGUGCACAGCGACUUCGUUGCCGCUGCGACCCGCGGCGCGAUGGCGGUGAUCGACGGUAACGUGAUGGCGAUCAAUCCCGGCGAGGAGGCCAAGAUGCAGAUGUUCAUCUGGAAUAACAUCUUCUUUUCUCUGGGCUUCGACGUGCGCGAUCAUUACAAGGAGCUGGGCGGCGACGCCGCGGCGUUCGUCGCGCCGCGCAACGAUCUACAGGGUGUUCGCGUAUACGCGGCCGUGGAUUUGCCCGGUCUCUACACCCUCGGCACCGUUGUCAUCGAUUACAGGGGUUACCGCGUCACCGCACAAUCCAUCAUACCGGGUAUAUUGGAACGCGAGCAAGAACAAUCGGUGGUCUACGGGUCGAUCGACUUCGGGAAAACGGUUCUCACGCAUCCCAAGUACCUCGAACUGCUGAACAAAGCUGGUCACCAAUUGAAGAUUUUGCCGCACAAGGUGAUCAACGACGCUGGCGAGGAGAUUGAGCUCUGCAGCAGCGUGGAGUGCAAGGGUAUCAUCGGUAACGAUUCGCGGCACUACGUGCUGGAUUUAUUAAGGACCUUCCCUCCUGAUGUAAAUUUCCUGAAACUCGAAGGAGUGGAGUUGAGCAAGGAGGCGCGUGCCUUAGGAUUCCCAGUCGAACACAAGCACAAGCUGGCUUGUCUGCGCCAGGAGCUAAUAGACUCCUUCGUCGAAGCUAGAUACGUUCAAUUCAUCAAACACGCUGCGGUGCAUCUGCAACAACUCACGUCAGCUAGAAGGUCUCAAAAGGAGAAGGAAGCGACGAAGGAGGACAAAAAAGAAGACUCGACAAUCGCGACCGUCGACAGUAACAAGGAGGAUUGCGCUCAGUCGCUGAUAGAAGCCGACGAGGCCAAGAAGAUCGUUGAGAGCAUCACUGACUCGAUCACGGGCGGCGAGAAGCAGGAGCUGGAAGAAAGCACAAAGGAGAUCGUACGCGGCGCUGCGUUGGCGGUGGGCAGUCUACGAGACGCCGAGUUCGACGUUAGAUUUAACCCGGAUGUGUUCUCGCCCGGCGUCGAGCAUCCCGACGCCAACGGAGCCGAUUUGAAGAAGCAGAAGCAGCUGGUGAAGGAUGCCGCGGACUUUCUGCUUAUGGUGCAAUUACCAACGUUUAUCCGGGAGUGUCUGGAUCACACAGCGGCCGCUAUGGACGGCAGCACGCUGGUGGAGGCUCUGCACGGCCGAGGCAUCAACGUUCGCUAUCUCGGUAAAUUGGCUGCCAUGCUGGCCGCGGUGCCGCAGCUGCAGUACCUGCAUCGCAUCGCCGUGUCGGAACUGAUCUUGAGAUCGGCCAAGCACGUCUUCACCUCCUACAUGCAGGGUACGGAGUUGAUGAGCCUGUCCGCGGCUGUCAGUCAUUUUCUGAAUUGUUUACUGUGCUCGGCGCAGAUCAUUCAUCCGCAGCAAAAUCUUGAAGAGCUGCAGAGCAAGACCGCGAAACGUCGCAACAAACGUAAAGGCAGGAGCAACGGGCCGCAACAGUCCGAGGUAGAAUGGGCCUCGCUGACACCAAGAUCGUUGUGGCAGCAGAUCAAAGCAGAUUUGAAAGCCUAUUACGACUGGGAGACGCCGUGCCCGGAAUCCCUGGACGCGACGAUAGAGCACUUCCAUCUGCAAAAGAUUUCGCUGCUACGCGGUUUCUGCAUCAAGACGGGCAUACAGAUACUGCAGCGCGAGUACAACUUCGAGAACAAGAACCGAGCGACCUUCUUUGAGGAGGACAUAAUAAACAUCUUCCCCGUCGUCAAGCAUAUCAAUCCCAGAGCUAGCGACGCGUAUAAUUUUUAUACCACUGGUCAGAGUAAGAUACAACAGGGAUAUUUGAAGGAUGGAUAUGAACUAAUUAGUGAAGCACUGAACCUUCUGAAUAACGUUUACGGUGCUAUGCAUCCUGAAAUAGCGCAAUGCCUUAGAAUGCUGGCAAGGUUGAAUUAUAUAAUGGGUGAUCACGCAGAGGCGCUCGGUACUCAACAAAAAGCUGCUCUAAUGUCGGAGAGGGUCAACGGAAUUGAUCAUCCCUAUACCAUCACAGAAUACAUACAUCUCGCCUUAUAUUCCUUCGCUAACGGGCAGGUAUCCGUAUCAUUAAGAUUAUUGUACAGGGCGCGUUACCUGGCGCUCUUAGUUUGCGGCGAGGAUCAUCCGGAAGUUGCCCUUCUCGACAGCAACAUUUCUCUCAUCUUGCACGCGGUCGGCGAAUAUGAACUAUCGCUGCGCUUCCUGGAGCAUGCGCUAGCGCUGAACCUGCGUUACCACGGUCCGCGUUCGCUGAAAGUCGCGGUGUCGUAUCAUCUGGUGGCGCGCACGCAGUCAUGCAUGGGCGACUUCCGCGCGGCGCUGAACAACGAGAAGGAGACGUACGCGAUAUACAAGCAGCAACUCGGCGAGGAGCAUGAGAAGACGAAGGAGAGCAGCGACUGCCUACGUCAUCUGACCCAGCAGGCGGUUGUGCUGCAGAAGAAGAUGAACGAGAUCUACACGGGCAAGUCGGGCGUGAGCCUGCCGCCGAUUCAGGUGCAGCCGCCCAGCAUGGGCUCGGUGCUGGACAUGCUCAAUGUCAUCAACGGUAUCCUCUUCGUGCAAAUCAGCCAGCAAGACAUCGACAAUUUCAAGGCGGAGAUUGAGAAGCGGCAAAAGGAACAGUCGCCGGACGGCAGCGAGACGACCCUGAAGAUCACCGAGAAAGAUAUCAAGAAAGAAGACAAGAACGAGGACAAAAAGGAUGAUAAGAAAGCCGACCAAGAGAUCAAGACGUCUACGAUAGAAGAGGAGACGGUGAAGGUUGAGCCAGCGGAGACGAAGAAGCUGGAGGCCGACAAAGCAGACGCGUUGGAGCCAAUUGUCGCGGCGGAGAGCUGAGCCUUUCGCACGUCGGCGAAGAAACCUUAGUAGUCUUUCCUUUUUCAUUUUUAAGCCUGUCCUCCCUCUCUCCUUCCGUGAAAGACGACUUCGCGCGAGAUCGAGGAUCGUCGCGUAUGUACACGUGAUAUAUACUUGCACUGUUUUCGUCGUGCUUUUUGACUGUGCUCGCACGCAGUCGGGCUGCACGAGACCCGAGAAGAAACGAAACGAGACGCAGAGUCGUCGUCGUCGUCGUCGAUGCAUUGCAUGCUUGCUAAAUGGCAGGAGCGUUGAUUAUUCAACAGCGAUGGAAUUCGCACGCGAAACGCGCACACGCUCACACACGUUGUAAUAACCGAGUGUACAUAAUAGACAAACAAAGGUGCCAUGUCGUCGUUUUAGUCCCCAACGUGAGCGUGUUACGGAUUUGCGCGAUCAUUUUUCUAAAAGUUCAAAUUGUUCGUCGUGUCGAUGGCAACCGAUCCAUGGACCUCGAUCGCUGCUCCCUCUUCGUUUGCGGAUCUUUGUUACGCGCCUCGAAGCUAAACGGCACAACGCGUGUCACGCUCUUCCGACACCAGUCUUAGGCACACCAAAGAACGUUCUUUCCUCGUGUUCCACAACGAUGCCCAUAGGAUCGGUCGCCAACACUUUCGUGGCUGUAGCGACGUGCUGCCGCAUCCUCUUGGCAACUCGAUAAAAAGAACGCGUGAUAGCACCCUUAGACUGAAGCGAGUUCGCGGCGCGCUCUUUUUAUUAAGUUGCCAAGAGGAUGCGGUGGCACGUCGCUACAUCCACGACAAGGCGACAAGUCGGUUGCUACCGUCGCCUACUUCUUCGCGACACCAGUGAUCUUCGUGUGGGGACCUUGCAGUACGCUGCGCGGUAUCAGACUCGCCUUUAUCUAGUGCUUCUUCUCCAUUUGCAGCUUCUUGCGCUCCCCUUGACUCAACACGGUGACGGCGCGCCUCCUGUUCUUCGACACGAGCACUGGUGAGAUCGAUAUUACCGCCUUCGACUCAAUCCUGCACCAACACGUUCAUCGUCCUGCCAGCCAGCGCGUGGUUCCCCUUGGCGCUCCUGGUGCGGAAGUGUUUAAAAUGCGAUCAGAAAUUCGUAACUCCGAAACUCGAAGUAGUUUCUUCCUUGUACUACUUUUAUGAUCGUACCGUCGUGGACAAAAAGUCCAAGUCGGAGUGCGUAAAAUGAUCUUUGCGUGCCUUGUCGACCUUGCCGUCCAUGACGGUACGUCUUUCUCUUUUUUUUUUCUGGCGAGAUUCCGUGCUGUCUCUGUGCCACCCUCGUUAUUCCAUUUUAAUUAUCACCAAUAAUAAGAAAAACAGAUAAA